UCAUCUGUCACUUUAAAAUAGAAUAUUGAAGUUGAUUAAGGCAGUUUUUGGGCAGUUUUGUUUGCAAUUUAUUGGCUAUUUACCUAAUUUGAUUUUUUAUUAUUAUUGCUUGUAAUUAAAUAAAUGUUAUAUGUUCUUAACAGCAAUUUAAGAUAGUAAAAUGUUUUCCGCGUUGAAAAAACUAACUAAAAGUGGCGAUGACCGCUGCCCUGCACCUAUGCCAAUGUCGUCUUCUCUACAAAAGAAAUUUUCAAGAGGAGUACAUUUUAACAUGAAAAUAUUAAUUAAAGGAGAUAGAAAUGUCGGUAAAUCCUGUCUGUUACAACGUCUACAAGGUGGUCCAUUCACAGAGGAAUACGUGCCUACAGAACAGAUUCAAGUUGCCCCUAUACAUUGGACAUAUAAAAACACUGAUUAUAUUGUAAAAGUUGAAGUAUGGGAAGUAGUUGAUAAAGGACGUUCAAAGAAAAAACCACCUCUUGGCCUCAAACUUGAAAAUCAGUCUGCCCCAUCUGUAAUGGAGGAGGAGUAUGAAACUCCAGUAUUAGAUGCCACAUUUUUAGAUGUGUACAAGAAUGCUACUGGUGUCAUAUUAAUGCUAGAUAUUACAAAGCCUUGGACUUUUGAAUAUGUGGUAAAGGAGCUAACUCGCAUACCAGCAGAUUUGCCUGUUGUCAUACUUGGAAAUCACUGUGAUAUGCAACACCAUCGCCAAGUACAUCCCCAUCACAUAGAGCAAGCUAUGAGCCAUGCUAAAAUGACUAGGACAGCUCCAAUCCGUUAUGCAGAGGCUUCCAUGAGAAAUGGUUUUGGUUUACGAUUAUUACAUAAAUUCCUGAGUGUUCCAUUUCUAAGACUGCAAAAGACAAGUUUAUUGGAACAGUUACAAAGAAACCAAAAAGAUAUGGAAGAAAUUGAAAAAGAACUUGAUGAUUUCCAGAAUUCUGAAGAAUCCCAGUACAAUCUAUUCUUAGACCGUCUGGCAAAUAAGAGAAGACAAAGUACAGAAGCUGAGCCACGCGUCAACACUGAACGCUCGCCGAGUAUUGUCCUAGGAGCAGGAAAACCUAUUAUUCCACCAAAUGUGAAUCCACUUUUGGCUCAAUCUCUAAAUCCUACUGUAGGAAAAAUACAGAGUUAUGAAAACGCUGAAAUAAAACAAACCCAAUAUGUAAGUUCAGAGUUAAUAAAAAGCAAACCACCAGUUAGUAUGGACAUGACCCCAUCUAAGUUACCUCAAAACAGUGUUCCUAGUACUCCCUCCGGCACAAACAUAUCUAUGUCAGGGUCUUCUGGGGCUUUGGAAGAGUUUUAUGCAGGUACCUUAGAUAGCAGCUUUCUGGAAGAUCUCGGACCCAUGACCAAUAACCAAGAAAUAAGCUAUGAAAGUGACAGUGAUGAGGAUAACACAAUAAAUCCUAAAGUAAUAGUAGAAGAAGAUGAUCUAGACAUUGAAGGCACCCCACAAGUAAAUACUAUAGCAGCUGUAGAUAGUGCGAAAACUGAAUCUAGUUCAUUAAAUGAAGAUAGUUUAAGAAAUUCGUUCAUAAAACAAACAAUAAUAAAUAAAAACCAUGAAAAUAAUGACAGUUUGUCUAUAUUAGGCAGUGGAAACAUACACAUUCAUAAUGAUUAUCCAAUGUGGACUGAGGAUUCAAGUGUGCGAAGAUCUCCAGAAGGCGGCGAAGAUCCGGAUAUAGCAAAAGAACCUGAUGUGAAGGUCGAGAAAAAGCAUAAAAAGAAGAAAUCAAAGGAUAAAGAGAAAGGAGAAAACAGUGAUAAAACAGAACGGAAGGAAAGAAAACAUAAGAAUAAAAAGUCAAAAGAAAAACAGCCCCACCCACAGGAAGAUUUGCUUGCGCCCUCGAUGACUACCGCAUUUAAUUACGAAGAAUACGAUAGUAUUUCAUGAAUAUGUAUCUACAAUAAUUUCUAAAUAAGUUGUGCUUGAAAAAGUA
Messenger RNA from Melitaea cinxia (Glanville fritillary), 1958 nucleotides. Its product is annotated as rab-like protein 6. The transcript has 11 exons. Gene Ontology annotation, molecular function: GTPase activity; GTP binding. Bases 161 to 1912 code for a protein of 583 amino acids. Lineage: Eukaryota; Metazoa; Arthropoda; Insecta; Lepidoptera; Nymphalidae. Gene Ontology annotation, cellular component: nucleus; cytosol. The record is from RefSeq and is a predicted model, not a curated record.